Messenger RNA from Olea europaea var. sylvestris, 1588 nucleotides. RefSeq names its product calcium-binding protein CML38-like. Bases 714 to 1340 code for a protein of 208 amino acids. The record is from RefSeq and is a predicted model, not a curated record. The transcript has a single exon. Gene Ontology annotation, molecular function: calcium ion binding. NCBI's taxonomy places the organism in Eukaryota, Viridiplantae, Streptophyta, Magnoliopsida, Lamiales, Oleaceae.
GAAUUCAUGUGAAUAAAAAAUUUCAAAAAAAUGACUCCACCUCCUAUUGUAAGUGUUCGAAUAGGAAGGCUAUCAAUCCCUUGCAGUCAGUGUAGCAAAGUUGAACCGAAAUGUAGAAUGGUGGGACAGAGAGGUAGCUCCAAUUGGUUAGAAGUACACGUGUACGGAAAAAUUACUUCUAGAGUUAAAAGAGUUAACUAUGAAUUCAAGUGCAAGAAGUCCGUGCAAAUAAGAUGCGUGUAAAUGACUUCAGGUUAGCCCCUUCCAGAAACACCAGCGCUACAUGACAUGUAUUUCUAUCCAUUAAAAAAAUUAAAAAAUCAUUAAGGAACCAAACUAACCAGUCAAACACGAUAUAGCAGUUUCACAAACGCGCCGCCCUAAAACUGGAGGCCAAUUGGCCACUAACCGCCAAACCGACACGGUUUCUACUCGACGAUUCCCCCUGAUUUCUCAGCUCAUUGUUUUUCUAAAACUAUAUAUACCUACAAUCAAACUUCAAUUCAGCCGUAUCUCAGACAAUCUUAUCCACUUUCAGUAUAGAAUCUACUAUCAGCCGUAUCUCAGACUAUCUUAUCCACUUUCAGUAUAGAAUAUACUAUCAACCAUAUCUCAGACAUAGUAACACGAAUAUAUAUAUAUAUACACGAGAGAUAUUUCAAUAAUUGGUGGUGGUGGUGGUGGUGUUGUAUAUUUUCAAUUAUCAAUUUGACAUGAAAGUUAAGAAAGGAGAAACAGCAGUACCUUCUCUGACGAGGUCGUAUAGCUCACCGGGAAAUGGAGUAGAAAAUCCCCAAUCUUCUCCGAAGUCAGCCUUCCAGCGAUUGCGCCAGAAAUUAUCGCCGAGGAAGACCGCAUCCGUGGAUCUGAAACCAUCAAUUUCAAGUUCCGAUGAUAAAAACGGUGAGGCUCCGGAGGUGGAUAAAUGGAGCGAAAAUGAGAUGGUGUUUAGGUACUUCGACGAAAACGGCGAUGGUAAAAUCUCAAAAGAAGAGCUACGGCGGUGCGUGAGGGCUUUAGGUGGCGAAAUAUCGGAGGACGAGGCGGAGAUGGUGGUGCAGUUUUCGGACUCAGACAGCGAUGGAAUGUUAGGGCUAGAGGACUUCACAAAGCUAGUGGAGGGCGGCGGCGAGGACGAGAGAAAGGACGAAUUGAAGGACGCAUUCAAAAUGUACGCAAUGGAAAAUAGUGAAUUCAUAACGCCUAAAAGCUUGAAGAAAAUGCUGAAUCGGCUGGGGAAUUCGACCUCCAUGGAUCAUUGCGCAAGCAUGAUAAGCAGAUUCGACAUUAAUGGAGACGGCGUCCUUAGCUUCGAUGAAUUCAGAGAAAUGAUGCGAUAAAUGAUUCAAAAUUUUGAAACAAACAUUUAUGCUCAAGAAUUAUCCAAUUUGGAAGCCCUCUCUCCCCGAGGCAAUUUUUAAAAUGGCUGGAUAAUUGAUUCAAUUUUUCACAAUAGCCUUUUCUGUUGGAAGUACUAUUUUACUCUUACUAUAAUUAUUUGCAAGUUGUAUCUUAUAUUUUUAAGGAUUUAUUAAUCAGGACCUAUAUCUAUAUUCUUCAAUCUUUCAAACACCUUUAAAUAUUCUUU